Porites lobata is the source of this 5254-nucleotide messenger RNA. The record is from the annotation of a GenBank genome assembly. NCBI's taxonomy places the organism in Eukaryota, Metazoa, Cnidaria, Anthozoa, Scleractinia, Poritidae.
AAAUGAUGGAUACGUAAUUCUUGAAAACCUUUAAAACGUACAAGUAACUCGCGAUUGAAUUUUUUGAAGGUGUACAAUAGGAUCUAUUUUUCUCUCCCCUUGAUAGAAAUACGUAACUAUAUACAUCUACACAGGAAGUUACACUUUACGUGACAUCCUAUUAGCGUUUGUCGUUCGUAGUUCCUUAGCACAACAUCCUUUCUGCAUGUCACCGCACAAUGUCAAUUAUCAUGUGUAUGGUCCAUGACGAGCGGUAGCAGGUGAGUAUAUAAACAGCAGUAGCAAGUUUUGAAACUUGAGAUCAAGACUGAAGAUCGACAACUUUCAGACAAACUGAAGGAACUAAAGAAGCAGGUGAGGCAAAUUUCUCGUGAUUGUUUCGUAUUGUUAAGUUGGCUUAGGAGAGAGGUUUCUAAAACCAUUCGGCCUUUUUGUAAAUGACCAACUGCAAAAAGGGACGACUUAAUUACGUUCUGGGUAAAAGAGGGGUAUUGAAACUUGCCAGUUUGGAACAAAAAAAUGCAGUUGCACUCAAUCAGGACCAACUUAGGACACUUAGGCCUUUCAAACUUCAUGAUAGCUCUUGGCAAUUAAUUAGGUUUCUUUCAAAUGAUCGUUUUUUAGAAGUAAUUUACUUACUUUUAAUAGGAAUCAACCGGAGAAAUCGUUUCUUUAGAUAUGAAAUUUUAUCCUUUAAGUUUUGUAUCACCAGCCACCUUCAGAAAUGUUUUAUAUGUAUCCUGAUGGCUCUAAAAUCCUGGUGGCAAAGAUUUAUACUGAACUACGGCAAAUCAACACCGCCUAAUUAAUUACGUUCUACUUUUUGACUCACAGAUUCGAAGAUGAAUAAAUUUGGCAAAGAAGCACUUGAUGUCCACAACAAGUACCGAGUCCUUCAUCAAGUACCUGAGUUAAAGUGGUCAAGAAAGUUAGAGAAAGACGCAGAAACGUGGGCCAAUCAGCUGGCCAAAGAAGGCCGCCUGAAACACGACGAUACAGAUGACGGAGAAAAUGUGUAUGCUGUAAUGGGAAAAGAUGACGUUACUGGAGCAGAAGUCGUUGAUCGGUGGUAUUCAGAAGUUGAAAAGUAGGUAGAAGAAUUAAACAUAAAUAUAAGUAUUUGAAUUAACGAUAAAUGCGAAAAAAGAACACUUGGUGUGUUACAAUCGCGAUACUCCUGACACUGCACAGGCCUGCAGAUGAGACAAAUCAGUGCUUAUUUAUAUACUUCAUUUCUCGAUAAUUUCAUGUAGUGAUAAAUAGAAAUAACCCAGUCCGAAGUUAACAAUACUAUGUUCUUCAAAUUAAGCCCAUUACACUUUUUCGGAGUUGCAUCACAGGACAUUGUCACUUAAUUAAACGUUUUUCUCUUUUUGCUAAACACCACUUGCCUUAAGUAGUCCAUGUUAAAGCCAUUGGGGGAAAAGUGGGAUCUUACAUAGAGGCAUGCUAAUUCUCCAGUUCGUUCUAUUCUGGCAUCCCUUAUUUAAAUCUGAAUGAACAUGACUUACGGUCUUCUUGGAUAAGGGUAAACCCGGGUUCAUAUAUGUUCAUGUUUUUUCUCACAGAUACGACUUCAACAACCCUGGAUUUAAAAGCGGCAUAGGUCAUUUUACCCAGGUCGUGUGGAAGGAAACCAAGGAAUUAGGAAUUGCCAAGGCCAAAGGCGAUGAUGGAAAGAUCUUCGUUGUUGCUCGAUAUCAUCCGGCGGGAAAUUACAUGAAUCAGUUUCAGGACAAUGUUAAACCCAAGGUAGAUGUUUGCCAUUUAAAGGUUCUACAAUAAGCUUAAGACUCUGUGUUCGGGAAGACCUUCAUCACUAUUCAGCUUUGCAUGUCUCACUUAUAUUUGCUGAGAAGGGUGGUGCAUGAACACUUUCAUGAUAAACUUGCUGGAAUAGUUUUAAAAAUGCCAACGGAAGAGGAAAAAUAGAAGAUUGAUCGAUUGAUCUAAUAUAAAACGCCAAAUACCAUUGAUAAAUGAGCGAAUAACUGGUAGAAAUACGUGACUUUCUGAGCUUUUAAUAAACUCUCUGUUUGCUCUCGCUCAAGGCAACUGAACAGAAUGGCGACGCCGCCAACCCGGCAGAGACAAAGAAAAUCACCAUUGACUCGGAGAAAAGAGGUAGGCCAUAUAAAGAGCCCAUCUUUAUAACAUGAGUUGAUAUCUAUAUUUCUAUUAAUAGUUCUUAUGAUAAUUUCAGUAUGAUAGAGAAAAUGAUCGUCAGCAUCAGAAGCAUAGUUAUAAUGUUUCUGUCGGCAUCAAUCAACAAAAGACUUUCAAAAUGGUACUUGAGCGAUCCGCUAAACUAAGAAUUAUAUCCUACUGUUUUUGUUUACCUAUUAUUUCAUAUGUGUUGUUUCGUUUUAGUAUUUGUUUUGUAGUGUGAUGGCUGUUUUCAAAUAAAUGCGCUGAUUUUUUUGCUUAAUGCCAGUUCUUCAGUUUAUCCAACAAAAAAAGUUACCACAUGUAGUACGGACUAAGUUCAGCUGUAAGUUGGAGACGAGCAAAAACGGUUUUAAUUGAGUUCAACCCUGGCCUUUAACCCGAGCUUACACUUAGUCUUUUCCAACUAACCAACAUAUUUAACCAUUCUUUUAGACUGUAAAGCCACAUCCUCCCCUAAAGAAGAAUUUCCAAAGCAAUCUCUGGACGCGCACAAUAAGUUUCGUUCAAUGCAUGGCGUGCCACCCUUGAGUUGGGCUGAUGACCUGGCCAAGGAAGCACAAGCGUGGGCUGAAAAGCUGGCAAAUGCUCGAACAUUACAGCAUGCUAGUAAGAGUGAAAGAAAUGAUGCUGGAGAGAACAUAGCCAUGUUCACAGGGAGCUUUGAUACAGCUGGAGAAAAAGCAACUGACAUGUGGUACGUAAUACGCAGGCUUCUUCAUUGGGAACUAGGACAGGAAACAAUAACUAAGAAUAACUCCAGAAUCAGUUUACUGUGAACAAAAUAAGCCUCUGUAAAGCGUACAACCAUUAGAUCGACAAUUUAUGAAAGAUAUCCCUGUGGAGCUUUCAAAAUGUGUAUACCAUAAAAUUGUUUUGUUGAAAUCAUAAUUCGUAUUAAAAAGGUUGAGUUUGAUCGUCCGGGUGAACGUAGUCCUGAAGAGGACUGUUGUUGUUGACAGUGACUGACGUUUCGACAACCUGUGCGGUAGUCGUAUUAGUUUCCAGAUCAUUCAAUUCACACUUACAACCAAUUCACCAGGCGUUACCAAAUAAAUCCCUGAACGAUGCUUUACAAAUAAUGCAAGGCUGAUAGGACAGCUGAAUUAGUUUUUAACAUUGUCAGCAAUCGAUACUUUGGCUUCACUCAACAGACGGGGAUGGUAAUAGCGAGUAUUUAGCAAUUAAUGAAUGAGGCUGAGUAAGAUAUGAAGAAUUCAGCAGAUCGAGGCGGGUGUUAUCUAAAGAGGCUGAAGGUCGAGGUGGAUAACACCCUCCCAGAUCUGCUUAAUUCUUCAUAUCCUACGAAAGCCGAAUUUGCCUGUAUUAUUCAUUCAAAAUAUUUCCUAGUUAAAAACAUAGCUAAAACAUGCUUACCUACAUCAAUGUUAAGUUUACCUUCGAUAGUGUACGUUUAGGUUUGUCCAGCCCCAAAUAUUCUCCAAAUAUCAGAUGUCGCCCCGUAAAUAUUCUCCAAAUAUCAGAUGUCGCCCUUCGAGUUGUCUUCUUGCUGUUUUUGCUAUGUUUUCAGCCAUUAUUUCGCCUAGUUCCAGCUGUAGUUCUUACUCUUGAAACGAGUGAAGUGUCCGUAAUUUUAGUUUUCACAACGAAAACAACUCAACCUCGUCCCCAGGUCUUCUCGGUUGACGGUGCAUUAACCUGUAGAAGGCUGCAUUUUUGACGUUAUUUCCUCGUUAAACACAAAAUUCUUCCACAAUUGGUCAUCAGUAACUGGUUAUGGUGAAUUAUGCGUGUGCUUUCAGCCAAUCAGAAUUGGGGAAAUAUUUUGAAUGAAUAAUAAUUGUAGUUUAAGGUGUCUGUAUGAAGUACUUAUGAAAACUAUAUUAUAUUACUUGAAUGAAAAGAGUCUAAUUAUGUCAGUUUGCUUUACGUUUGACGUGUCAUUAUUGCCUCUUUAUUGCAGGUAUGGCGAAUACAAAGACUAUGAUUUCAGUCGUGGUGGAUGGCAGAAAGGAACUGGACAUUUUACCCAGGUCGUAUGGAAAAGUACCAAAGAGUUGGGAAUUGGCAGAGCGAAAACCGCGGACGGAAAAUUGACGUUUGUGGUUGGCAGAUAUCGACCUGCAGGCAACAUAAUCAACUACAUGGCAGAUAACAUUUUCGACUUGAGCCACAAAGCAUAAAUUCAAGCACACUGAACGUUUUCCUUUGUAUAACCUUUAAGAAUCAACGGCGUUCUUUGAAAUAGUCUGUAAGAGUUAAGUGAAUACCGAAAAAUUCCGAAAAUAAACCCCUCCAUGUAUAAGCCCCUCCAAAUAUAAGCCCAACAAUCUCGUACCGCAAAAAAGCCCUCCGUUAAAUCGCCCUCCAAGUAUAAGCCCCCGGGGGCUUGUACUUGGAAAUUGCCCUCAAAUUCAAAAAGAAAACAAAGCAAAAACUGUACACUAACAGAUAAAUUUUUGCAUUUCAUACCAAAGAACCAUUACGUGUGCCAAAUGAUUGCAGUCAAAAAGUGGGUCACUGACACUAUAUAUUACUGUUUGCGUAGUUCACUCCUAACUCUUGGCUUGGAUUUCCUUGUUCCAUAUAGACAAAGUACUUGCAUAGCUGAGUUUUUGUAAUAUCUACGUCCUCAAGGCGAGUUUCCGUAAAAGAAUUCUGAAAAUUACUCACUGACACAAAUUUCCUUUCAACUUUAAGCUAGCCCAAUCGAUUUUGAAACUCAAAUUUCCCUCUGUAUAUAAGCCCCUCCAAAAAUAAGUCCCUCAAGAAGGCCCUUUGAAAACUAUUGGCCCCGGGGUUUCUUUUUCGGAAUUUUACGGUAGUUUACGACUGGUCUAUAGGCAAAACUACAGUUAAAAACUAGUAAUAGUUAACACUACAGCUGCCCCCGCUCUGUAGAUUGUCGGUCAAUAGCAUUCUUGUUCGUUGUGUGGCUCUUUGAAAUAUAGCGAUUCAAGGAAGGAAGAUUUUCACACAUGUUCCAUACAAUAGGUGAGAUAAAUACAGGAAACGCAAGGUUCCAUGCACAGUUUCAGGUCGAUUUACACAGCUUUGAUCAAAACAUUCUCAGUUUCGAGAAUAGUUUAUUCUAAACCAUAAGAAAAGAUUUAAUUAGAAGUUGAAU